This is a messenger RNA of Pongo pygmaeus (Bornean orangutan), 370 nucleotides long. Its product is annotated as endogenous retrovirus group V member 1 Env polyprotein-like. The transcript is spliced from 2 exons. The coding region runs from base 50 to 355 and encodes 101 amino acids. Lineage: Eukaryota; Metazoa; Chordata; Mammalia; Primates; Hominidae. The record is from RefSeq and is a predicted model, not a curated record.
UAACAGUUUAGCCUCUGUUGUACUUCAGAAUCACCAUGUCCUGGAUACAAUGACAGCCCAAGAAGGAGGAGCUUAUGCAAUCAUUGGCGAGGAAUGCUGCUUACAUGUAAACCACUACGGACAAAUAGAAUCUAAUCUGAACAUUUUGAAAGACAAGAUAAACACUCUUCAUCAUAUAAAUGAAGCUAAACCAUUCCAUUGGACUGACCCAUUGCCAGAGAUAGGAGACUGGUUGAAUGCAGUAUGGCAAGCCAUAAAACUUCCAUGGAGAAAGAUGCCUUCCCUGUGCCAGGACAAGAAAAUAACCCUAUCCCCAGGAUUGGAAAUUGUUGCUUCAGUAGACCUGUACAAAUAAACUAAAGUAACUCUU